Pocillopora verrucosa is the source of this 13728-nucleotide messenger RNA. RefSeq names its product utrophin. Lineage: Eukaryota; Metazoa; Cnidaria; Anthozoa; Scleractinia; Pocilloporidae. Gene Ontology annotation, molecular function: actin lateral binding. Gene Ontology annotation, cellular component: cell projection; actin filament bundle; cell junction. Gene Ontology annotation, biological process: actin filament bundle assembly; actin cytoskeleton organization. The record is from RefSeq and is a predicted model, not a curated record.
GCGUAACCUGUGAAGAGAGCUGCGCUGAUCAAUAGACUUUGCAGGCAGGUUUCUAUAAUUUUGGAUACUGCAAAAUUCCACACUUGACGAGGACUUCGCAAAGAUGGCGGCGAACGAGUCGCUUCGGAGGCAAAGCGAAACCCGAGAGUCAGCUAUCUUCACGCAAACCAUUCGAGAGCGGACAGGAGAGCGAGAGGAAAUUCAUAAGAAGACCUUCCAAAAAUGGAUCAAUUCAAAGCUCGCAAUGGCCGUGCCACCUUUAGAGGUGAAAGAUCUUAUCGAGGAAGUCCGAGAUGGACAUGUGUUCCUUUCUCUGCUGGAGGUCCUCUUGGGAACAACACUGAAAAGAGAGAAAGGCCGAAUGCGCCUCCAUAAACUCACCAAUGUGACAACAGCACUGAAGGUGUUGGAAAAAAACAAGGUCAAACUUGUUGGGAUCAGCAAUUACGACAUUGUCGAUGGAAAGAGCACGACCAUUCUUGGACUGAUAUGGAGUAUUAUUCUACGAUUCCAGGUGCAAGGCGUAAUGACUGGAGAUGAUUCUGGAGAUUCCAGCGUCAAAGAUUUUCAAGUCGAGAAAAAACUGCUUUCUUGGUGUAAGACAUCGCUUGAAGGGUACGAGGAUUCUGUUAAAUUGAAAGACUUCACAACAAGUUGGAGAGAUGGUCUAGCUUUCAACGCCAUCAUCCAUACUCACAAGCCAGAGCUGUUUCGAUUUGAGAGCCUUUUAAAAAAUGAUAACAAGACAAAUCUUGAUCACGCGUUUAACGUGGCGAACGAAGAGUUUUCAGUUCCGAAGCUGUUGGACCCAGCAGAUAUUGACGUGGACAAGCCAGAUAAAAAGUUGAUCAUGAUGUACUUGACCAGCUUAUUUCACGGCUUGAGAGAAUACUCACCACAGGGAGGAAAGAAGAGAAGAAAACUUGACGAUUUGGCGGGCCUUGAAGCUUACCGAGCAUCAUUGAGAGACCUGAAUGCCUAUAUCACACAAGAAGAAACCCUGGUAUCCAACAAGCUGGAAUCGACUGGCCGUUUUGGCAAUCCUUUAGAAGACUACAACAAAUCAAAGUCUUUGAUGGAUGACAUCAAAAAUCAUCGCCAGGACGUGGGAAAUGUAGAGGAUAUGGGCCAGGCUUUGAUAAUGAAUGACAAGACAGACGAGAUCCACCGAACAGAGAUCAAGAACCAGCUACUGCUGCUCCACGAUCGAUGGGAAAAAUUGGAAAAACUCUCACAGAGACUUCAUAAACGAUGUCGGGGGGCUCUCGUUUCACCCCGGGAGCAACAGAUUGACAUCUACAACUCGUGGAUACAACAAAUGAGAAGUGAGAUAUCAAAAAGAGGAAGAUCCCAAAGCCAAACAGAGAUCAGAAGAGAGAUUGAUGAACACGAGGGAUCUAUGGUACGGAUCGAUUAUAAAAAGAAGGAAGUCGAUCGCGUUAUCAGUGAAGUUAACGAACUCUGUCUGGAGCCUUACGUCGACGAAGAAGAUCGUGAGAUAUUACGAGGAAAGCAGAAAGAUUUAAACAUCAACUGGGACACAAUGACAACAGAGGCUCAUCAAAAGAGCAAAGAACUGAAGGACAAGUUGUCCCCGUCUUCUUCAGCAGAGGAAAACAGAGAAACGGAACUGCUUGUACCAGUUUCUCAAGACAAUGUUCAGUCAACACCUUCAGAGUUUAGUACAUUUGAGAUACAACCAAACAUUCAACAUACUGUUGAAUCGCAACCCAAUGUUCACUAUCUCAUUGAUUUCGAAGAUGAUCACGUUGAUGGCGCAGAUCAGAUUGACAGCCACGGCAGAGAGGCCGAGAGGGACGCUAAACUCGACACAUUACGGGAUAAAAUGAACGCAGUUCAGUUGGUGUUGGAGAGAUGCUCAGGAAAGUUGGAGAACUUGAAAUCUUCUGGUGCCCCAAAUGAUUUGCCGGGGGUCAAGGAACAGCAAAACAUGGUGAAGGAUUGUGAUUCUGAACUAAAGGAAGGGGAGCCACUCUUGCAAGAUGUCAUUUUGUACGGAAGAGAGCUCUCACGAGACGAUCUGUUUGAUGAUAACGAGAAGGAGGAGAUCUCACGUAACAUGGCUCAACUACAAGAGCACUACGAUGAACUGAGAAACUUUAUUGACGACGAACAAGAGGGUCUCAGUGAGCUGCGUAAUGAAUUGGAGAAACGAAACAAGAUCCGCGACUGGGAAAGAAAACGCGAUGAAUUAAAUGAGAAGCUAUCCCGCUGUGAGGAUAAGUUACGCCUUCAAAUUCAGGAUCAGUUAAGAGAAGAACUCGCACCCAGUGAAGAAAUCUUGGCUGCAGCAAAGAAUUUAUCGAAGGAAAUCUCCGAUCUUGAUCCUGAAGUAGCAAGAGUUACAGACGAUGGAAUUAAACUCGUAAAAAGUGAGAACAUUGGGGGUGACUUGGAAGAAAAAUUGGUCCAAGACAUAAACGAUAUCGAAGAAAGAUACGAGAAACUUAAAAAGAGCAGCAGUGACGUAAAAAGACUGGAGGACGCAAUUUCUCAGAGAGAAUCUGAAAAGAGGGAGAAGCUUGAAAAAUGGCAGGAGGUUACUGAAAGAAUAUCAGUGAUUAAUGUUGAUACCCGUACAAAAUUACGAAACAUCAAGGAAAAGAAUCCCCACACCACCCCUGAAAUACAGGAACAGCUCGAGGCGAUACAGAAAUGUACAAACGACGUUAUGUCUGCGUUUCCUGAAAUUCAAUCUGGUUAUGAUUACGGCAACGAUCUCUUGGCUGAUAAUCAACUUAGUGAUGAGGAUAGAGACAAGAUCGAGAAGGAAAUGAACAACAUUGGAGAGGAUUUCAAAGCUCUUCAGCAAGACAUAAAUGCCGAACAAGACAGGCUGAAUAACUUGUUGUCAGAAAAGGUAGCUGAGGAUGCUCGAGCUCAAGAUAAAUUGAAAAAGUGGCAAGAUGGUAAAGACAAGUUAAACUCCAAAUAUAAGAAGACCAGGGGCAAGUUCAACAAAGUCAAAGGUCAAGGAAUUCCCAAAGACCCGAAGAAAGUGCAAGAACAACUAGAACUUACCCGGGAAUGCUCGUCCGAGAUCGCUGAUUCAGUGCCAGAGAUCCAGCAGGCGUUUAAGUGCGCCGAAGAUCUGAUCAGUGAGAAAAGUGUUGACCCUAGAGAUAGAGAGUCAAUAAAGAAAGAAAGAAAUGAAAUUGGGGAAGGAUUUAAGAGCCUGAAGCUUGAACUGAAUGACUACGAGAAGGAAUUAGAAGACUUAGGCCUUCAACAAGAUAAAGAGAAAUCGGAGAAGAUUACAACAUGGCAAACAUGGAUCAUUCGAAUGAGGAAGUUGCAGGAUAAGUGUCAAGCGAAGACAAAUGAACUCAAGGAAGCAAAUGAGCCACAAAAUAAGAAAGAAGUCGAAGAACAAAUGGUCCUUGUGAAGGAGUGUAAGGAGGAGCUGGAGGCCGCUAAACCGGUGAUUCACGAAGGUAUUGACUACGGGAAGCUCUUGAUAGAUGAUGAAAUACUUGAUGAUGAGGUUAAGGCUUCAAUCAAGAAGGACGUGAACGAUAUGGAAUAUAAUCUGGACAAAAUGGAGAAAGACAACGCUGACGAACAGGGCAGGUUGGAAAUUCUAGCCAUCCAGUUCGACACCGAUAAAAAGGACAAAUUAGUAAAAUGGGAAACUUGGAAGGUGAAAUUGAGAUCAAUUCUUGCUUUGAAACGAAACCACCUUGACGAGGUCAAGGCCGACGAUCCCACGAACCGGAACGUGGAGGAAUUAUUAGCGAAAGCAAAGGAUUGCGAGGAUAGCCUGACCAAUACAGAACCGGAGAUCAAGUUUGCUUUAGAUUAUGGUGAGCAACUCGUGGAUGACGAUCUGACUGAUCCUGAUGAAAAGCAAAAGAUCCAUGAUGAUGUGGUAGAAAUGGAACGAACUCUGAAAGACCUGAAGGAAGAUACCGCUAAAGAGAAACUAAGGUUGCAGCAAAUAUAUUUCCAACAAAACGAAGAAAAGGAGAAAAAACUGAAACAGUGGGAGAUAUGGGUUAUUCGUAUAAACAAACUACAGGGCGAAUGUCAGGAAAAAGUGAAAGAUUUGAAGUCUAAAGGAGAUCCUCAUGAUAAGAAGGACUUGGAAGAGCAGAUUGUUUUAGCUAAGGAAUUCGAGGAGGAGUUGCAAUCAGCCAAACUGGUGAUCAAUGAAGGUACUGCAUAUGGGUCGCUGCUUCUAAAUGAUGAUAUCGUUGACGAAGAGAACAAGGCAAAAGUCAAACAGGACCUGGAUCACAUCGAAGAGGAUCUAAAAGAAUUAGAAAAGGCUAAUGGCGAUGAGCAGAAAAGGCUUGAAGAUAUUCUUUAUCAGAAAGGUGAAGAGCAAAAAGUCACAGAGUGGAAGAACCGGACCACACGCAUCCACAUUUUGAUAAAGGAUUGUGGUGACAAAAUGGCUGAACUACAAGCUAAGGGGAAUCCGAAGGACCGCGGGGAUGCCGAAGAGCAAAUCACUUUGUCAAAGGAAUGCAGUCACAAAAUACAGGCAUCAAAACCCGAGAUAAAUGCCGGUCUGGCAUUUGGAAAAGAACUAUUGGAGGAUGAUUACAUUAGUGACGUAAACAAGGCUAACAUCAAGCAAGACUUAAAUGAGCUAGGAGGAGACAUGGAGAGACUGGAGCGAGCCAACGAUGAACAAGAACGCAGGAUUCGAGAGCGCUUAGACGCAUUACAGAAAGAGGAAGCGGUGAUAAAAGAUUGGCGUGAUAGAUGUGCCAGCUUGACAUCUUAUAUGGAUUCUGCUGAUGAAAAAAUUCAGAAUGGGAAGAACGCAGAGAGCAAUGAGGACAUUGAAAGCUCUUACAUCCUGCUCAAGGAUCUCUCAGCAGAUCUUGUGCAAACUGAACCGGAAAUGAUAAAGACUUUAGACUUCGGAAGAGAGUUAGCAUCAAAUAAAAAUUUGAGCUCUGAUAGCCGUCAAAAAGUGACUGACGAUGUGAGUGAUGUGGAAAAAAGAUGGAAGACUCUUAUGAAAGAGUCUCAAGAUGAAUACGCUAGGCUUGGUGUUGAACUAGGAGCUUCACAAGCUCGACAAAGAAACUUGGAGACCUGGCACGAGCGAUGCGAUGAUCUUCAUGGUUGGGUGACCGACAGAUAUACAAGGCUACGUUCCCGACCGACUUCUCCUGAAGCAUCUUUUGGGGGAAUAAAAAGACAACAGAGUGUUAUUGAGGAUCUCGUCAAGGACUUGACUUCCAAACAAGGUGAAGUAAACGAAGUUAUUGACGAAGGAAAUCAAGUCAUCGACGAUCAUACUUAUGCAGAAAAAGAAAGGAAACUUGUUCAUGAGAAGAUGACCGCACUUCACGAUGACUGGAAUAAACUAGCCACGUUGACUUCCGGUAAACAGCAAAGUGUCCAAGUCUUACUUCUUGAGAAGGAACAACAGCACCUUGACAAGACGCAGAACUGGAGAAGAAGAAUUGAUCCUCUUGUGUUUUGGGUUUCUUCAGCCGAGGAUAAGCUGAACACACAAUUUGCAAUUGCCCCAGAUCUAGACACCGUCAAGAAACAGAAGGCUGAACUUGAGGAUUUCAAUAAUGAAAUGCUUUCUCACCAACGUGAAGUGAGUGAAACUUUGGAAUAUGGAGACAAACUACUGAAAGACCCAGAGCUUCCUGAGGACGAUCGUACGGCGAUACAGAAAGAAGUGCUGGAUCUUAGUCAUCGCUGGGAGAACCUGGAGGAGUUAGUCAACUGGAAAUCCGAGAGAAUUGACGACACUAUCUCAAAACUCAAGAUGCAGCAAGAGGACAAGCUCCAGAAAUGGCAUGAGGGACUUGAUGAGGUCAGUGGAUGGGUAGUGAAGACAAGAGUUAAGGUUGAAGUACAACAGAGACUGGCUACCGAUGUGGACGCUGCUUUGGAACAAAUAGAUGACUUUCAGGAAAUCAUCAAAGACGCUCCAGGUUAUCAAGAAAAGGUAACUCACCUAAACGAGUUCAGUGGCAACCUCGUUACUGACCCAUGUCUUGGGGAAGAAGAGAGGCGAGGUGUCCGCGAGGAAACUGUCAUCUGUAAUGAAAAUUGGAACGAUCUGGUUAAUCUCGCUAAUGCUAAGCAGGCCAGAAUGGAAGAAAACCUCAACAAAUUGGAACGACAAGAACAGGACGCUUUAGAGCGAUGGAGGAUUCGCUCAGAAAGAGCGGGUCUUGCGUUAGAUAAACUGGAGGGUCAGAUAUCUGUUAUUGAUGACCCUAUAGGGAAUGACAUAGAGACUGUCAGGAGACAGGAGGACGCGUUUGAGAUAUUUUCCAAUGAAAUGGAACUGAACACAACUCAAAUGCUUGACACUCUUGCCUUGGGAGAGAAAGUUAAAAAGGAUCCCAAGCUUACCCAGAAAAGGAAAGAUGAGGUGGUGGAACAUCUCAAUUCUUUGACAGCACGCUGGGACCGCAUAAAGGAUUUUGUUGCCUUGAGAAAAGAAAGACUUGAUGAAGCUUCCAAGAGGAUGCAGAGGGACAGACGGAAGAAGCUCGAGGAGUGGGAAGAAAAGGUUAAUCACUUCGAUAGUUUUUUACGAAAGGCAGAGAGAGAAACAGAGAGGCUAGAGCCAAUAGCAGAUGAUCUGGAGACUGUUCAAAGACAAUAUGACGAUUUCCAGAAAACGAACCAGCUUAUUGGACAGCAGAAGAAAGUAGAUGACUUCGAAACUUUCACCGUCGAAUUACUAGCAGACCCUGUAAUUGACGAGAGAUCAAAACAGAGCAUGGAGCACGAUAAAGACGACCGCCUUGAAAGAUGGGAAAGGGUCGUCGAAAAGAUUAAUGACCACCAGCAUGGAUUGGAAGAACAACUGACAAACUUGGAGAAAACUGAGGGUGAACUUUCGAGAUGGAAUGACCAAUUUGACAUAAUCCAGGAGGAGGUUGCGAAAGUUGAAAGCGUCUGUGAGCAGGAAAUUGCUCCAGAUUUCGACGCGCUGGAGAAACAGAAGACUGAAGUUCAGAGACUGAAGAAAACUGUGAACGUACUGGAUCCACAAGUUGACGACUUUCUCAAGAACUCUGACAGGUUGAUCGACCAAAGUGACGUCCCCGAAAAGGAUUUGGAGACUGUGGAGCAUGAGGCUGAAGUCUUCAAAAAACGUUGGAAUAAAGUAAAGUUCGAUCUUGACGCGAGACAACAGAGAAUCGAAGAUAAGCACCUCAGCCUACAACAACGUCAAAAAGAUUUGUUAGGGCAGUGGAAGAACUCUUGUAACUCUACUCUUAAGUGGUUAUCUGACACCUCUGCGCGUGUGCAAGCUCAAAAUGUAACUCCUCCGGAUCUCGAUCAUGCGCGGGCUCAAAGACAGGAAAUUGAGGACAUUUUGCGAGAAAUAAAACGGCACGACAAUCAGAUGGACAAGCUAGAUCAACUUGGAGACAAGAUUACUAACGACCCGAGCAUGCGUGACUUGGAGAGGAACUUGGUUAACAAUGAAAAAGCUACCAUUAUCGAACGCUAUAAAGGACUUCUUGCAUCAACGGAGGCUGCAAAAAAUAGAUUGGAUGAUCAAAUUAAGCAAAUGGAGAAAGAGCAAGGAGAAAAGAUGAAGCUCUGGCCAGAAAAAACGGAUCCCCUUGAUAAAUGGCUGAUAAAGAAUGAGACAACUGUUCAGUCCUACGAGCCAAUCGGAUACGACAUCAGCUAUGUAAAAACACAAGAAAAAGACGCACAGGCAAUGAUCACUGAACUUCUUCAAGAGCAGCCAAAAUUCGCUGAGAUGACGGACUUUGGGAAUAAGCUGACAACGGAGCCUUGUGUAGGAUUAGAAGAGAGGGUAAGGAUUCAGAAAGACAUGCAAAGUCUCCACGAGAGAUGGGACGGGCUGUAUGAGUCAGCCACUUCAAGACAUGACAGGAUCCAAGACAGGCUAAAAAUAUUAGAAGACGAACAAAAACGACUGGCAGAUGAAAGAAAAAUGCUGGAAGAGGAAGAAGUACAGAGGCAAAUCGACAUGGAAAGGAGGCGAAAGGAAGAGGAAGAGAGAAGAAAGAAAGAGGCAGAGGAGAGAAGGAGAAGGGAAGAGGAGGCAAGGAAACGCAAAGAAGAAGAAGAACGGAAACGGAGGGAAGAAGAGGAAAGGAUAAGAAAAGAGGAAGAAGACAAACGGAAACGAAAGGAGGAAGAAGAGAAAAGGAGACGAGAGGAAGAAGCGAGGCAGAGGAGAGAAGAGGAGGAGAGAGAAAGACGAGAAGAAGAACAAAAGAGGAAGCUGGAACAGGAGGAGAGAAAAAGAAAAGAAGAAGAAGACCGGAAGAAAAGAGAAGAAGAAAGAAAACAGAGAGAAGAAGAGGAACGGAUGAAGAGAGAAGAAGAGAAUAGAAAGCGGAAGGAGGAACAAGAAAGACGGAGGAAAGAGCAAGAGGAGCGCAGGAAAAAAGAGGAGGAGGAGAGAAAGAAAAGGGAGGAAGAGAGAAGGAAAAAACGUGAGGAAGAAGAGAAAAAGAAGAAAGAAAGAGAGGAAAAAAAGCGACUGGAGGAAGAAGAAAAGAAAAGGAAGGAGGAAGAAAAACAAAAGAAAAAAGGCUUCCUCAUAAACUUUGGAUCUUUACCUCACAUCCCGAUGGUGAAACAGGAAACUACACUAAAUGCCAGCCCAAAGAUGGACGAGGUUGUGUCAGUCCCAGAAGCUGAAGGAGACAAUAUCAACAGGAAAAAGAAUAAAGGGUUCGGGUUUAGCCUCGGGCCGUUACCUCACCUUCCAAAGAUGGAAGAGGUUGCGUCAGUCCCAGAAGCUGAAGAAGACAAUAUCAACAGGAAAAAGAAUAAAGGGUUCGGGUUUAGCCUCGGGCCGUUACCUCACAUUCCAAAGGUGGAAGAGGAAACCAGCCUUUUGGCCACUCCCGUGGACGAGGUAGUCGUGUCUGUCGACGAAGACAUCGUCGAGGCUGCUGCCGAACCUGAUGCGUUUGUUUUUGAUGGAAGGCUGCAGGAUUGGAAAAACGACGCAAAAGAUAUAAGCGUCUGGCUUAAGGAUCAAGACGAAAAACUACCCGACGAAACUAACGAUGACACCAUUGCUUCUCUUAAAGACAAAGAAAGCCAUUUUGUGAGCCUCGAAAAAGAAAUUCCUGACUACGAAAGAAAGUUCGAUAAUCUUGAGAAAGACUAUGAAGCGCUGAUCAAGGACAAACAUAUAUCUGAAAAGCAGCAUGAAGACGUCAGCGAAGAUAUGGAUAAGUUGAGGGGCCAGUGGCGCUCUUUCAACACGGAUAGAGAUGUCAAGAAAAACCGAAUAAAAAGGAAGCUUUGGGAUAAAGAACAACAGAAAGCCGGCGAGCUUACCGGGUGCAGGGUUAACUUACAAGCAGUGAAGGACUGGAUUGGACUUCGGGAUAAAGAAAUUGAGAAUAUGGAUCCCAUAGGAAACGAUCCGAAAACUUUACAACGACAGAAAGAAGACAUGAAGCUAUUAACCAAACGACUACAUGAUUACGAGCCACGAUUCACUGAAGCAACGGACACAGCGUACAGAUUAUCUAAGGACCCAUACUUUUCGAAUGAGCAAAGCAAAGCUCUUCGACAAGACGCAGAGGACUGCGAAAAACAUUGGGAUGACGUGUUGGAAAAAGCCACAGAUCGUAUGGACCGGAUCGUGAAGAAGAUUCCCAAGCUUCAAAAAGACCAAAAGGAAAUAGUCGACGAAUGGAAUGACAGAUCUGCUCGAUUUGAAAAAUCUUUGAAAAAAGCAGAAGAUAAACUGAAAGAACAAGAAGCUAUUGGGAAGGAGAUUGGCUUUGAGAGGCGGCUCCCCGAGAUCAGGUCACCAGAACUGACAAAGAAACGAGGAGAAAACAACAAUGAGUGGAAACCCACCGUAGAUGAGUGCAACGCGAACCUUAGAACGGUCAGAGAAAGGCUGCAAGAUAUUCAGCGAGCUAAGAAAAACCGAAAGUGGUCGAUUCUUGAGGCUUUAAAAGAUGCUGUACAUUCAAUCACCGCCAGAUUUCGUGGAAAUUCCAGAGUCGGAGCUGAACAUGGGGUCAAUUUAGACAAAGUUGUCGACCUCUUGGAAGAUCAUGAGGACAUAAUGACCGAUGCAUCAACCAGGCAAAAAGAUGCAGAUGAAGUUUUCACCUUGGGUAGGAGCGCCAUUGACAGUGGUUUGCUGGAAAAUGAACAAGCUAAUGAAGUACACGAUCGAAUGACGGACUUGAAUCAUCGAUGGAAUGGAUUGAACAUUGAUGUCAUUGAGCGCGAGAAAAGGCUUGAGAAAUUAGCCGAAGACAUUGAAAGCGAAUACAAGAGAUUCGACUCCUGGCGUGAAAAAUGCGAUAACAUGAAUCAGUGGCUGUCAGAGUCAGAAAAGCUCAUUAAGAACGAGGAGAAGAUUGGAUCAGAUAUUGGAGUCCUUCAAGAGCAAAUCAAAGAUAAUCAACUCUUUAUUAAAGAAAUGAAGGCCUAUGAACCGAAAGUAGACGCCAUGGUCGAGGAAAGCCAAGAACUUGUAGAGAGCAGCAGACUGGAUAAAACAGACAUUGAUGGGGUUGACAAAACUAAAAAUGCUCUCAAUUCGCGAUGGAAGGCUGUCAAUGAUCACCUUAAUGAGAGGCAACGAAAGCUAGACUCUGCUCUCCUGGACAUACUAAAGAAGGAUUCAGAUGGCAGGCUUGGCCGAUGGAGAGAGCAAUCGAUAGCUCUUGGUUUGCUUGUUACGGAAGCUAAAAGGAAAGUUGAUGAUGAUGUUGACGAUACAGAUUUUAAAGAUAUUCAAGAAAGUGCAGUGCAACUCCAGGAAGUCGAAAAUUCGCUCAACGAGGACCUCAAUAGGGAGCUGCUUGAAGUAACGAAUGAUGGUCAUCAUGUCAUCGAAAAGGAGGAGACACAGCCCGACGACAAACAUGAGAUAGGAAAGAAAAUAGACGAACUUAACAGACAAGUUUCUGAGCUGGAAAAAGGAACAAGAGAGAAAAGGGACAAGAUAAAAGAAGCCUCUUUGAAGUACUUUGGCCGCUCAUUGGCCGAUUGUGAAGAAGCCGUCGAGAGACUUGAAGAGGAGUCCGUGAACAAUUUUACUGAUAUUGGCUCUGAUAUCGAGGAGGUCGGAAAACAGUUGGAAGAGUUGCAGGAAUUUGAAAACGACCUAGAUAAAGAAGAAGCAAAAUUUAAUGACAUCAAAGACCAGUUUGCGAACUGUAAGGAAACAGAUUUACUCAGAGAUGAAGACCGAGUGAGAAUCCAGAGAAGAAUAGGAGCACUUGAUGAGAAGUGGGCAGAACUGAACAAAUACCAUGAUGCCAAUCAUGAAAAGUUAAACCAAGCGCUGAUAGUUCGUCAUGAAGAAUUAAUGGAAGAGGUCUAUGAUUGGCUGAGUGAUGCUGAGAAACAAGCAGAUUCUAUAGUUGUGAAUGAGGAUGACAUUGGUUCAGUCAUGGAAGAGUAUGGCAGGCACAGGGAGUUGAAGGAAGAAAUUUCUUCAUUUGAGCCGACGUUCAAGAACGCAAUAGGAAUCAGCGAUAGGCUGCUGACCGAAAGGAUCGUAGAUCCUGAAAGAGCUGAAAGCUACGAAACAGAGAUAAAUACUCUGGAAAACAGAUGGAAAAAUCUGCAACUUAAAACCAUGGACAAUGGAGCUAAAUUGUCUGGUGUGCUUGGAAGGUACGUAACGAUACGAUUGGAUGAAGCGGAGGUGAAGUUGACACAUGCAGAAGCAAGCAUCAGCAGAGAUGAUGCUGACUACUUAGACAUAGAUGGUGCAAAGGAAGCACUGCAAGCAUUCAGAGUGAAAAGGACUGGCAUUCAUGAUUCCCAAAAGAAGGUUGACAGAAUACUGGACGAGUCCCGUGCCGUUGUCAGAGAAGACUUCUUCAAGGAACACGAACAGGAACAUUUCCAGGGAAGAAUUGAUAUGAUUGACAAGAGAAACAAAGGACUCGAAGAGAAGGCAGACAAAGAGGAAAGAAGGUUGCUUGACACAUACAUUUUGCUGCUUAAACAACACUUACAAAGAACUAACAUUUGGCUCAAAAUGGCGGAGUCCCGGAUCAAGCAGGAGGGCGAGACUGGUCCAGGCUAUGAUGACGUAAAGAAACAGCUGGAAGAUCAUCAGGUCUUUCAAGAGGAGCUCAGGGAUCACUCGAUGAUUUCAACGAUUCUAGGCGUGGACGUCUCCGAUCCUGACAUCACGCAAGGCACCCAGCAACAAGUAAAGUCACUCAGCGACCGGUGGAGUAAAGUGUGGAACUGGUCGGAACAGAGAAAAGCUCAGUUGCUUAAGGUUCUAAGUAACUGGCAACGAUUCCGUGACGAGCAGAUGAUAUUAUUGAAUUGGCUGUCAAACAAAGAAAAAACCUUAAAGGAGAUGGCAAGAACAGAUCUUACUGAUGAAGCUGAAGUCAAAGAUCAUUUAGAAAAGCUCAGAGUAAUUGAAAAAGAGUUGGAUGAACAAGGAAUACGUUUGCAAUCCUUACACAAAGCCGGAGAGGAUUUGUUAAAGAACGUAGAUGCGGGAGAUCCGGCUGCAAAGGAAAUUAAAACUCAGCUGAAAGACUUUGAUGAUUGCUGGAAUGACAUUGCAAAACAAGUUAUAAACAGAAUUCAACAGCUUGAAAAUUCUCAAAGUAAACUUAAGGAGUUUCAUUCGGAAAUGGAUGCCACAAAUGAAUGGAUGGAUGAAACUGAACGGCUGCUCAAGACCUACAAGAUUGGAAUGGAUCCAGAGGAAGCUAGCAGGCUUCAAGAAAAGACAGAGAUCAAAUGUGAAGAACGAUCCAAAUUCGCUUCUAAAGUUGAUCGAAUCAACAGACUCGGCAAAGAUCUGGCUGGGGAAAUCGAUGAACCAUCCCAUGAUGCUAUUCAGGAAGAACUACAGCCAUUUAAUAACCGUUGGAGCGAUGUCUCUGAUCAGCUUGAACUCUACAGUGACAAGGGUUACCCACAGCCGGGGAACGAGUGCUGCUUCUUGCGAAUCAUGAGGAAAAAAUUUGGAGUGAUACACUGAUUUGUUACCUGUUACCAGUUCUCUCUGAAAACAGGAUGAAAUGUAUAUUUACCAUCCGUUGUUGGUAUCUACUUUAGAACUGGAAGUGUCCUCGAAUCUCAAAGUAACACUGGAUGAAGAAACAAGUCCUUUGAAAAGAAGAGAAUUGCAACAAAUAUUUUGAAUAUUUUUUCAAGUGAUGUACAACUGCCUUUUAAAAUUACUCCAGUAGUUAGAUGAAUUUAAAUUUAAUUUUUUUUAUAAUUUUUUAUGCUAUUUCUGUGUGUAGUAUUACUAUUCCUUUAUAAUAAUGAUUUUUGAAAUAACGCUUUCGAAACAUUCUCCAAAGAAGUGCACUACCGCAAAGUCAAAUUAUUAAUUGAAUUCCGAUGCGACUAUCGCAAAGCCGUAACAUUAAAAGGGGCAAAAAUUUCAUGGCCUUAUUGGCAUUUAAUUCGGAUGAGAGUGCCAUAAAGAUUUACUAGCUUUUACCCAUCCAACGUCUAUCAACUUAAUAAGCUAUCUUUAAACACGUGCAGAUAAUUCUGUGCUUUCCUUGACCGAUAUCAUUUAACUAUGCAUUUAUUAAGCAUUGUCAGUGCUCAUUAGUCAUGAUAUAUCUCGGUACCUAGCUUUUAUAUCGUUUUCAUAAUUAUGCUUUUUAUUUGCUUAUGCAUCUUUUUUGUUUACCCCAUGUACGCAAGCACUCUUUGAGGCGACUUUAAGGUCUCUACAUCAUAUUUGAUACUUGAUACUUAAAUUGAAUGCUUGAAGACUUGAAUAAAAUAAAUGUUAAUUGA